Pelagomonas calceolata is the source of this 1168-nucleotide messenger RNA. The record is from the annotation of a GenBank genome assembly. Lineage: Eukaryota; Pelagophyceae; Pelagomonadales; Pelagomonadaceae.
AGCCUACAGGCAGCUAACUUGUGCAGCUCAUACGCGCCGCAGGCGUGCAGACCCAGUCUUUUAAGGCUAGCACGUAUCUCGCGCACACCAGCGACUGCGGUUUGCCCUUUCUUACGAGCGGUUACGGGGCCUGAGAGGCCCUCCCGGCCUCCGAGAGCCGCCGGUGCUCGCAAAUUGCCUGUCCUGUACAAUUCUCGUGUGUCCGCGCUGCGCCUGUGUCAGUGCAGAAUUGUAACCGCGCACGCGUCGAUGCUGCGCAGCACGAGCGCGCUCCUCCUCACGCGCCUCGCCACCACCACCAUCCGCGCCAUGGCCGCGAUUGACUCGAGCGGCUGCGCGGGCGAGUGCUAUGCGGACGGUACUUAUCAGCGCGGUUCACGGCUUCGGCUAGGCCUCGUGCGGCAUGGCGAGAGCAUGAACAACGUGCACGAGGCGCAGGGAACGUACAAGACCGGACGCGUCGCAGACCCGGAGCUCUCGCCCCGCGGACGACGGCAGGCGGAAGUCCUCGGUGCGUUUCUAGGUAACACGUCGAAAGCUGAAUACUUUGGCCUGGGCAAAAUUGACGAGAUCUGGGUCUCUCCCCAUCGCCGCACGCUCGACACGGCGGCGCCGGCGGCGAAGGCGACGGGCCUCGCGCCGCGCGUCUAUACCGACAUCUUCGAGGCCGGUGGCAUCUACGACGCGAAUGAUGCGUACGACGCCUUCGUCGCACGAGGCGGCAUGACGCGGGCGGAGAUGCAAGCGGCCCAUCCCACCUACGUGCUGCCCGACGCCGUCGACGCGACGGGCUGGUACCGCGGCCCGGGCAAGGAGAGCGACGACGAGUGCCGCGCGCGCGCGAAGCGCGUCCUGGAACGCGUCCGGGCGACGGCGUCGGGACUCAAGGACAGCCGCAAUGUCCUGGUGGUCGCGCAUUACGACUUCAUCUCCGCGUUCCUCGACGCGGUCCUGGUCCCCGGGACGACGGGCGAGUUCGCGCGGUGGCGGCACCACAACACUGCAGUCACUGUGGUAGACAUAGAACAGGCUACCGGCGAGGUGGCGUUCAUGAAGGUCAACGCCGCGCCACACAUCUACGAGGCCGACGAGGGGCUACUCUCGGGGUUUCCCCUGUAGUCAGCUAUCGGAGGCGCUGACGGUGCAUUAGUGUUAAUUCAAGCAAGUU